CCAAGGUCCAACCAAAUGAGAAACCAACCUCUCCCACCUCCUUUUCUUUCCCUUGCUGUCUUCCUUCUCAUCUCCUCCUCCUCCUCCUCCUCCUCCUUCCAUAUUGAAACUUCUACAGUUCAGAACUACAUAGAAAAAGGCUCUUCUCUCUCUGUUGAACAUGACUCAGACCUUAUCACAUCCCCAGACAAUUCCUUCACCUGUGGCUUUUAUGGGUCGGGAGGCAAUGCUUAUUGGUUUGCUAUAUGGUUCACAAAUUCAAGCGACAGAACCGUUGUUUGGAUGGCUAACCGAGAGAAGCCGGUCAACGGGCGUGGCUCGAAGGUAUCGCUGAAGAGAGAUGGUGCCAUGGCCUUAACUGAUGUUGAUGGCACUGUGGUCUGGGAGACCAAUACCACCUCUACUGGAGUUAGAAGAGCUGAGCUUCUUAAUACUGGUAAUCUUGUUUUGAAAGACCCAAAAGGUAAUAUCAUCAGGCAAAGCUUUGAUUACCCUACUGAUACUCUUUUGCCUUCUCAAACCCUUACCAAGAGCAAGAAAUUGAUAUCUGCAUUAAGAAAAGGAAGUUACGUAUCUGGGUAUUUUAGUUUGUUUUUUGAUAGUGAUAAUGUGUUGAGAUUGGUCUAUGACGGUCCUGAGAUAUCAAGCUUAUAUUUGCCGAACCCUGAUUUUGAUGUGUUUGGGAAUGGAAGGACUAACUACAACAGUAGCAGAAUCGCAGUUUUGGAUGAUAUGGGCUUUAUAGCUUGGAUAGUUCAAAUGGAUCAUGGGCAGUUUCAUGGGAAGCUCUUGCACAACCGUGUAAUGUGCAUGGGCUGUGUGGAAGAAAUGGGAUUUGUGUAUAUACACCAGAACAUAAGUGUUCUUGCCCUCCUGGUUAUGUGGUAAAUGACCUGAGUGAUUGGAAUCAAGGUUGCAGGCCUACGUUCAAUCGAACAUGUUCAAAAUCUCAGCAGAACAUUGCAGGGAACUUUGCUUAGAUGAUUGCCUUUGUCAAGCAUUUAGCUACAGGUUGACAGGAACAGGAGUAUGUUACACCAAAAGUGCACUUUUCAAUGGCUAUAAGUCUCUAGCUUUCCCAGGUAGUAUAUAUAUAAAACUCCCGGCAAGUCUCCCAGCAUCAGAACCCACAAUUCUUAAUGGCUCCAAUGCCAUAUGUGGAUCAGGGGAACCUACAAUACUUGUAGGUUCUCCUUCUAUGUAUGACACAGUGGGUAAAAGGGUGAAAUGGGUUUAUCUAUACUCAUUUGGUUUGGCCAUUGGUGUAAUUGAAAUUUUCUUUAUUUUUUCAGGCUGGUGGUUUUUAUUUAGGAGGCAUGGUGUGUCGGCUGCGCUGGAAGAUGGAUAUCUUGGGAUAUCAAGUCCGUUCAGGAAGUUCAGUUAUGCUGAACUCAAAAAGGCAACCAAGAAUUUCAAGACAGAGCUAGGAAGAGGUUGCUCUGGUGCUGUUUACAAGGGUGUUUUGGCGGAUGAGAGGGUGGUGGCGGUGAAGAGACUGGGAGAUGUGCCUCAAGGGGAAGAAGAAUUUCGGGCAGAAAUGAGCACAAUUGGACAGAUCAAUCACAUGAACUUGGUGAGAAUGUGGGGAUUCUGUUCGGAAAGGAGACAAAGACUCUUAGUCUAUGAGUAUGUUGAAAAUCUGUCACUUGACAAGCACUUGUUCACCUCCACUUUCCUUGAAUGGAAAGAAAGGUUCAAAGUUGCAUUGGGGACGGCCAAAGGUUUGGCCUAUCUUCACCAUGAGUGUCUAGAAUGGGUUAUCCACUGUGAUGUGAAGCCAGAAAAUAUACUUCUAGACAGUGAAUUUGAAUCCAAAAUUGCUGAUUUUGGGCUAGCAAAGCUGUCCCAGAGAGGUGGCUCUGGUUCAGAGUUCUCUAUGAUUCGAGGAACAAAAGGGUACAUGGCUCCAGAGUGGGCUCUGAACCUUCCAAUUACUGCAAAAGUUGAUGUUUACAGCUAUGGGGUUGUAAUUCUAGAGAUGAUCAAGGGAAUUCGGCUUUCAAAUUGGGUGGUAGAGGAAACUGAGGAACAGGAAGCAGAGCUUACAAAGUUUGUCAGGAUAGUGAAGACGAAAAUCCAGUGUGGAGAAGAUUCUUGGAUAGAGGAUAUAUUGGAUCCAAGAUUGGAAGGGCAGUUUAGCAGGAAUCAGGCAGCUAUCCUGGUUGAGAUAGGUCUAUCCUGCAUAGACGAUGAUAGAAACAAGCGACCUACAAUGGAUUCAGUAGUCCAAGCUCUACAAGAAUGUCAAGAUGAAUUAGUAACAUAUACUCCAAACAACCUGUAAUAUCAUUUUGUUUUUGCCUAUGUUUUUUUUUUUUUGGUUUUAAUUUUGCCUUUGUUGUGGGUUUGUAUUUUAGUUCUGUGUCUAGGAAACUUUUAGUCUUUGGCCAUAAAGCACUGUUCAGAUUGGUAACCUUAGUGUGCAGUGUUUGUAAAGAAAACUAACGAAAAAUUAAUUUAAUCUGAUACAUGCUUGAGUUUCUUUCUGGUGUCGGAGCAAAUUAAAUGAAAAUCAA
Molecule: messenger RNA, 2516 nt
Organism: Ilex paraguariensis (yerba mate)
Lineage: Eukaryota; Viridiplantae; Streptophyta; Magnoliopsida; Aquifoliales; Aquifoliaceae
Source: the annotation of a GenBank genome assembly